AUGCUUUAAAAGAGAUCCAUAAACCAAAUUCACCGCUGCAGAACUCUAUAGAACCUCAGAUCUUCAUUGGCAUACUCCACCUGUAAUAUUCAACAAAUAUAUUUGGCUGUCAGUUAUACUCAAGAUGUUCAUAGAUGAGCGGAUUGUAACUCUAUUCAAGCGAAAUGCCCAUCACACGCUGACUUAUUGGAGCGUUUUCUUCAGCUUUGGACUCUGCAUUGCUUUUCUUGGACCUACAAUUUUGGACUUGCAAUGUCAAACAAACUCAACACUUAGUCAGAUUACCUGGGUGUUCUUUGCUCAGCAGUUCUGCUUAUUGAUUGGCAGUUCUAUUGGUGGGAUUUUCAAGAGAACGUUAUUCAGUGCUCUAGCUGCACUAUUUGUCUCAGCUCUUCUCAUCUCUGUAAUAUUCGCCAUCAUCCCUGUAUGCAAUAAUGUCCUUGUACUGGCUAUUGCCAUGGCUGUUUCUGGUUUUGCAAUGGGUAUUAUCGACACCAUUGCAAACAUUCAACUGGUGACCAUCUAUCAAAGGGAUUCAGCUAUUUUCUUACAGGCUCUGCACUUCUUCAUUGGGUUCGGUGCCCUGGUGAGCCCACUGAUUGCAGAUCCUUUCCUCUCCGAAACAGGCUGUGGGAAUCAUACGGGGAAUGAGACCGAGAUCAUGCAUCAUUUCAGGAGCAUGCUGAGACACAGUCCGAUUAUGGAGCACAACACAACUCAGAGCCACCUGCCACAUGAUGGAGGGGAGAAAGAGGAGCCCAUUGUGCAGUACGCUUUCUGGAUCAUGGCACUUAUUAAUCUUCCUGUGCCCAUUGCUGUGCUAUAUCUCAUGUAUCGGGAGAAGUUACUCCCUUGCUGCCCUGGCAGCACUCCACGUCUUUUAGACAAGGAUGAACUAGCAAUGGAGACCCAGCAGGGGGCUGGGGGCCCGGACCUGGAGCAGAAGGAACAUGAAGCCGGAGGUCAUGGGAGUAUCUUCAGCUGCUGUCAGAAUGAUAACUUGCGAGGAUUGCCAGUAUCCUUCUUUAUGAUUCAUAUCCUUGGAGGGAUGGUGCUCUUUAUGACCGAUGGCAUUGUGGGAGCAUAUGCCGGCUUUGUUUAUACCUACGCAGUGGCUCCACCGAUGUCAUUGCCGAACAAGACGGCCGGUUACCUGGCUAGUAUUUUUUGGGCAGCAAUCACUGCUGGACGACUCUUGUCUAUUCCUCUUUCAUAUCGUUUCCAACCAGUGAGACUACUGAUGUUCAACCUGGCAGGAGCUAUUGUUACAGUGUUGAUGUUGCUCAUUUUCUACACCAGCAGCAUCUUUCUCUUUGUUGGAACCUGUUUAUGUGGACUUUUCCUGAGCAGUAUAUUCCCCUGUAUGCUUGCCUACACUGAAGAUAUUCUUGAUUACCAGGGAUGUGCCACCUCAGUCCUGGUGACAAGUGCAGGGAUGGGAGAGAUGGUGAUGCAGGUUCUAGUUGGUUCUAUCAUACAAACUGCGGGGAGCUACAGCUUUUUGCUGUGUGGAAUGAUAAUCGCCUGCAUCGGUUUUAUCCUCUUCAUUGGUCUCCUGCUGUUUCAUCGAAUGCACAGAAAUUACCUCACAGGAACAUCAAAGAAGUCAGCAAUGGUAGAGGAGCCAGCAGCAGAUCAGAAUGGGUCGGCCAAAACAGAGCAAACAGUGCACGAUAACACAAUCACCAUUUCAUAGUUCAGCUUUUUGAAAUGUUCCUUUGUUUUUUAUAUUAUUUUUUAGUCUUUGAAUCACAGGAGUGUCUACCUUUUUAACUUGACUGUUAUUAAUGCAAUAAAUAUUCAACGCUCAAAA
Cyprinodon tularosa is the source of this 1813-nucleotide messenger RNA. It is a transcript of the gene slc60a1b, whose product is annotated as major facilitator superfamily domain containing 4Ab. The record is from RefSeq and is a predicted model, not a curated record. The transcript is spliced from 10 exons. Bases 125 to 1696 code for a protein of 523 amino acids. Lineage: Eukaryota; Metazoa; Chordata; Actinopteri; Cyprinodontiformes; Cyprinodontidae. Gene Ontology annotation, biological process: transmembrane transport.